Molecule: messenger RNA, 1620 nt
Organism: Corythoichthys intestinalis (scribbled pipefish)
Lineage: Eukaryota; Metazoa; Chordata; Actinopteri; Syngnathiformes; Syngnathidae
Product: germ cell-specific gene 1-like protein
Exons: 8
Coding region: 372-1544 (390 amino acids)
Cellular component (GO): plasma membrane
Source: RefSeq, a predicted model, not a curated record
CGAGCGGGAAAACUUCAGACGCUCCGCCACCAACGAGCUGGUCGAGGUGGUCCAGACGUUAAUCCCAUGGAGACGAGCCGGCCAGAUUAAGAAGGAUCAGAGUCCCCGAGGCGACCUUUCGCAUCGCAAUCUUUGUACAGAAAGUGCCGGAGCGGUGGGAUUGGUCGCAGAGAUCCCUUGAUCGCAGUUAAGACGUUCAUCUUCAUCCUUACGGGACGGGAUGGGAUAGAGGAAAUGUUCGAAGCUGUGGCGUGCCGACACCGAUCUUCAGGUUGCCGAGCGGCGACGACGACCUAGCGUGGGAAUGUGACGGGAGGAAUAGGCGAUCAAGUCCAUCGCGAUUUUUUUCCACACGGCCGCCUCUGUGAGUCAUGUUGGAAAAGAUGUCCCGCCGGCAGCGGUCGCUGCUGUCGCUGGCCUUGACGUCGCUGGCCCUCAGCUUGUCGGUGUCGGCCUUCUGCACGUCCUACUGGUGCGAGGGGACCCACAAGGUUGUCAAGCCGCUCUGCCUCUCACCCGUCAAGAUGAAGAACUGCGGCCAGAAUAACAGUCAGCCCUACACCACAGAAGCGCCGACGCCGGACCCGCGAAACCCGCCGUCCAACGUGACACUGACGCCGCUCCAGAAGGAGCAGCUGGCUAUCUUGAGGAGGAAACAGCUGGCCAAUGCCGUUCACUACAUCUGGGAGACGGGCGAGGACAAGUACAUGCUGCGCUACUUCCACACGGGAUUCUGGCUCUCCUGCGAGAAACACAACGAAGGUGAGGACCAGGAAGAAAAAUGUCGCAGCUUCAUCGAGCUGACUCCAGGAGAGACUCAAGGAGUCCUGUGGCUGUCGGUCAUCAGCGAGUUCAUGUACAUCGGGUUACUGGCCAUGGGAUUCCUGCUUAUGUGGGUGGAGGCCAUCUGCUUGUGCGCCAAGAGGGAGAUGAACGCUCUGAAGAUUAACGCCUUCGCCGCUAUGUGCACCGUCCUGUCGGGUCUGAUGGGGAUGGUGGCGCACAUGAUGUACACCACCGUCUUCCAGAUGACCGUCAGCAUCGGGCCCAAAGACUGGAGGCCGCAAACGUGGGACUACGGAUGGUCUUUUGCCCUGGCGUGGCUGUCGUUCAGCUGCUGCAUGGCGGCGGCCGUGGCCACCCUCAACUCCUACACUAAGACCAUCAUCGAGAUGAAGCACCGCGCCCGUGUGCGCUUGGAGGAAGCCCGGGCGGCGGCCCGCGCCCCCUCCUACGAGGAAGUGCUCCGCGCCGGGGGCGGCGUGUACUCCGUCGGACGGCUCAUCCAGCUGGGCCAGCAGGGGGCGCUGGCAGACCCGCUUUGGCCGCGAGGCGUGGGCCCCGCCGUGGGACCCUUGGCCUGCGGCGCCGGCGGUGCGCUACUGGGCAUCGGGGUGUCGGGGAUGGGCGCCGCCGCAUCGCGCCCUUCCGACCCCAGGGUCCUGGUGCUGGAGGGCUGCGGCGUGGACGGUUGCGAGGACUGCGAAAGGGAACUGGACCAGAUGGACUACCCUCACCCGGACGGGGACGGAUCGCUCUGCUAGAGCCGCUUAGCUGACACUCGCUGGCCCGGAGGGGGAAUUGGUCACUCCAAACAAACAAUUUUUAUGCUCUAAAGUG